CUCUCUUUAUUCUCUUCGGCAUCUCUCGUCCUUCACAACUCUCUCUCUCCACCAAUCUCUCUGUAUAAAUAGCCAGUUUUUGGACCGAGAAAUUUUUCUUGUCGGUGUUUCCCAUUUUCCCUUAGCGUCCUCCCAUUUUAAAUUCUAUUUAUUCCGCUCCAUGGCUUCUUCGGUUAUCGAGAUCGUCGGUGAGCACUUAGUCAACGGUCUUCGCGGCCUUUCUAUCCAAGAUCAGGACCCUCAGAUUAAAGCAGAGAUUGAGGAAAAGGGGUGUGAAAAUCAUGGUGGGAUCUGCGCGAUAUGUUUAGAUAAAAUAGUGCUUCAAGAGACGGCUCUUGUAAAAGGUUGCGAGCAUGCUUACUGCGUGACUUGCAUCCUCCGAUGGGCCACAUAUAGUCAGAAACCAGCAUGCCCUCAGUGUAAACAUCCAUUUGAGUUCCUUAAUGUCCAUCGUUCCCUUGAUGGCAGUAUCAAUGAUUACAUGUUUGAGGAGAGUGUCUGCCUACUCCUUAGAGCUACUUGGUUUAAGCCUUUGAUUGUGGAGGAACGGGAAGACGUUUAUGAUGAUCCUGAAGAUUAUUAUCCAUACGAGGACGAGGACGACGAGGAAGAUGAGCUAGAUGAAGUUUACUUAAGUGGUUCAUCACAUCUUCGUAUUGGUAAUAGAAGGUGGGGAGAUAAUGGAUUUGUCAGGGCAGGACGUCAAGAAGCACGGCCAGUCUAUCGACCAAGUUUCCAGGACUCUGGUGCCAGUACAUCAUCCCGAGAGCCCAAGAAGGAGGCUGCUGUGAAAAGUACAACUGGACGACGAGCAAAAAGGGCACUUAAACGUGAAGCAGCCGACAAAGCUGCUGCAGAAAAGCAUCAGCAGCGUCUGGUGAGGUUGGGUCGGACGUGAGGCCAUUUGUGUAAGCAUCUAAGCCGGGCCUCUAAACUCGAUGUCCCUUUGUACAAUAUGUUCUCUCUGCUUUUAACAUUGUGAAAUAAUGUUCAAUCUUCUGUAAAAAGAAAUAACCCAUGUGAAAUAAUGACAUUGUAGUUGGUUCGGUCUCUUAGUGUCUCGAUUUAUUGGUCUUUGCAGUAUUGUGCAAUAUUGACUUACUUGCAUUGCAAGAGACAUUCUUUCAAUUUGACAUGCUAGCCUUUCGA
Messenger RNA from Juglans regia (Persian walnut), 1149 nucleotides. RefSeq lists its product as uncharacterized. The record is from RefSeq and is a predicted model, not a curated record. The transcript has 4 exons. Bases 161 to 898 code for a protein of 245 amino acids. Lineage: Eukaryota; Viridiplantae; Streptophyta; Magnoliopsida; Fagales; Juglandaceae.